This is a messenger RNA of Staurois parvus, 1584 nucleotides long. Lineage: Eukaryota; Metazoa; Chordata; Amphibia; Anura; Ranidae. The record is from the annotation of a GenBank genome assembly.
GGAUGUGGACUUUUUAUUGUCCUUUCUUCAGUCAUCGCUGCUAUAAGUGGACUGCUUGUUGGCUAUGAGCUGGGUAUUAUCUCCGGGGCCCUUCUUCAGCUACAUAGCCUAUUGCAUCUUAACUGUCAACAGCAAGAACUAGUAGUGAGUGCACUGUUGAUUGGAGCACUUUUAGCAUCACUGGUUGGAGGAUUCCUUAUAGACUAUUAUGGAAGGAGAAUAGCAGUCAUGGUUACGUCAUGUUUACUUGGACUUGCCAAUUUGCUGUUGAUCACCGUUGUAUCCUAUGAAAGCCUCAUUGCAGGACGCAUUCUCAUUGGCAUUUCCAUAUCUUUAUCUGCAAUUGCUACCUGUGUUUAUAUUGCAGAAAUUGCACCUCACCAUAGAAGAGGCAUGCUGGUGUCUCUAAAUGAACUAAUGAUUGUAGUUGGCAUACUGCUGGCCUACAUUUCAAAUUUUCUCUUUGCAACUGUUAGCAGUGGAUGGCAAUACAUGUUUGGACUCAUAAUUCCUUUGGCUGCAUUACAGGCAUUUGCUAUGUAUUUUCUCCCUCCGAGUCCUCGUUUUUUAAUCAUGAAGGGACAUGAUGAGGCUGCUGGCAAAGUUCUUCAGAAACUAAGAGGAACCUCACAGACCAAGGAAGAGCUUACAGCUAUCAAAUCCUCCAUAAAAGCAGAAUACCAGUACAGUUUUCAGGACUUAUUUUGCUCAAGGGACAACAUGAGAGCCCGUCUGUUAAUAGGCAUAGCUCUCAGCUUCUUUGUUCAAAUUACAGGGCAACCCAACAUCUUAUUUUAUGCUUCUACUGUACUAAAGUCAGUUGGCUACCAGAGUGAUGAAGCUGCUAGCCUAGCCUCAACAGGCAUUGGAGUUGUCAAAGUAGUCAGUACAAUCCCAGCAACAUUUUUUGUAGACAGAAUUGGAAGUAAGACUUUCCUCUGUAUUGGGUCUGUUGUCAUGGCAGCAUCAUUGGUUACAAUGGGAAUAAUAAGUCUUAACAUUGACAUUAAUUAUAAUAAUAUUUGUAAAACCAGCUCCUUUAUAAACCAGUCCUUUGAGGAUUCCUACAUUUACAACAUAGACAUAUUAACCAAAAACAAUGAGUCUCUACAGAAAGAAUUCAGUAAAUUAUCAAACAGAACAUCUUUACCUCAUUCUUCAGGAAAUGAGACUGGAAUGGACCAAUGGACUACUCAGACAGGACCCAAUGCCUCUGAAGAAGCUGUUGCGGCACAAGCACACGACGUACCAGUAUUCAUGAAGUGGUUGUAUUUAGGCAGCCUUCUCAUUUAUGUAGCUGCAUUUUCAAUAGGUUUAGGACCAAUGGCUUGGCUGGUGCAGAGUGAAAUCUUUCCUGCGGGUAUUAAAGGUCGGGCCUUUGCAAUAACUAGUAGCAUGAACUGGGGCAUGAAUCUCCUCAUAUCCUUGACCUUCCUUACACUCACUGAGACUAUUGGCUUGCCAUGGAUGAUCUUCAGCUAUGCUGUAAUGAGCGUAUUAUCUGUUGUAUUUGUUAUAAUGUUUGUUCCUAAUACAAAGGGACGGUCACUAGAAGAAAUAUCUAUGGAGCUGGCAAAUAAGUAA